AUGGCCACCUUCGCGUGGUCCGUAGACGAGAUGCCCGGCAUCAGUCCGGAAGUUAUUUCCCACGAGCUGAAUGCGGACCCUACGUUCCGACCUGUGAAGCAGAAGCGAAGGAAGUUGGGCCCUGAGCGAGCUGAAAUCGUUAACAAAGAGGUCGAACGUUUGCUGAAGGCGGGACAGAUACGUGAAGUGAAAUACCCUAAGUGGCUCGCAAACACGGUGGUAGUCAAAAAGAAGAAUGGAAAGUCACGAGUCUGUGUCGAUUUUACCGACCUGAAUAAGGCGUGCCCCAAAGACAGCUUUCCACUUCCGCAUAUUGACCGCUUAGUUGAGUCCACUUCGGGUCACGAGCUGAUGUCUUUUAUGGAUGCUUUCUCUGGCUACAACCAAAUCCUAAUGAACCCGGAUGACCAGGAGAAGACUGCAUUCAUUACGGACCGCGGGAUUUUCUGCUACAAAGUGAUGCCUUUUGGGUUAAAGAACGCGGGAGCAACUUACCAGAGAUUGGUGAAUAGAAUGUUCGAGCAUCAGCUCGGGAAGACCAUGGAAGUCUACAUUGACGACAUGCUUGUAAAAUCAAUGGAAGCUGGCUCGCACCUCGCUGAUCUGAAAGUUUGCUUCGACAUCCUUGAUCAGUUCGGGAUGAAGCUUAACCCCACGAAGUGCACCUUUGCAGUCCCAUCAGGGGAAUUUCUGGGGUACAUCGUCACAGAAAGAGGAAUUGAAGCAAACCCAAGGCAGAUUAAUGCUUUCCUAUCUAUGAGUUCUCCUAGAACCUUGCGCGAAGUGCAACGCCUUAACGGACGGAUCGCAGCUCUCAACCGCUUCAUUUCUCGAUCUACGGACAAAUGCCUCCCUUUCUACCAGCUAUUACGGAAAGGGGGAAAAAACUUCUUGUGGGAUGCGAAGUGCGAGGAGGCCUUCGCUCACCUCAAAGCCUACCUGUCUGAACCGCCGGUCUUUGCUAAGCCCGACAAGUCUUUCACUGGAGCAGAGUCCAGGUACCCUAUGAUGGAGAAAUUGGCCUUAGCAGUGGUCACUUCGGCAAGAAAGCUGCGGCCUUAUUUCCAGUCCCAUACGAUCGUAAUCCUCACGACUCAGCCACUUCGAACGGUGUUACAUAGCCCGAGCCAAUCUGGGCGGCUAACCAAAUGGGCUGUCGAGUUGAGUGAAUAUGACAUCGAGUUCCGGACUCGAACCUGUGCUAAGGCGCAGGUGUUGGCUGAUUUCUUGAUCGAACUCCCACUAGCCUCUUUGGUUAGCGGCGAUUGCGAAGCCCCGUGGACAUUGUACGUUGAUGGUGCUUCUUCCAAGACGGGAGCAGGAAUUGGGGUCCGCCUUACUUCUCCUACAGGCGAAGUGAUCGAGCAGUCAUUUCACUUGGCUUUCAGCGCGUCCAACAAUGAAGCCGAAUACGAAUCCUUCCUAGCUGGCUUACGCCUCGCAGUGGGGAUUGGUGUCCGAAGACUUCGAGCCUUUUGCGAUUCGCAGCUGGUCACAAACCAGUUUUUGGGGGAGUACGAGACAAAGGAUGGUCGUAUGGAAGCCCAUUUGUCCGCAGCCCGGGAGUUAGUCACUAAGUUCGAGGAGUUCGAAAUCACUAAGAUCCCACGAAGUGAGAACUCCACCGCGGACGCUUUAGCAUCUCUGGCAUCAACCUCCGAUCCCGCGAUGACAAGGAUUAUCCCCAUCGAAGUCAUCCAGUUCCCAAGUAUCCGUCUAGAGAGUUCAAACGUCGUCACUCAGGCGAUUAAAAAACAGUUGGCAGCUGAGGAAGCAGCUCGUAAGGCGGCUGCAGACUCCUUACCGUCAAAAGAUCCGGCUCCCGUUAUGCCCACUCCGAUGGAAGUUCAUCCACCUCAAGCUGAGGUAGACGCGAAUUCAACUCUGGACCAAUCGAGCUCACCGGUCGACAAUCGAGCUAUUAUCCCACAUGCUGCUCCUAGCGGCACGAAUUCUAACAGCUGGGGGACAGAUGACUGGCGGAGCCUGAUCUGGGGUUACCUGGAAAAAGGGGAACUCCCAGCUGACAAAUGGGCAGCUAGGAAGCCCAAGAUCGUUAGUGCGCGGUACUGCGUUCACAACGAAAUACUUCUACGCCGAAGUGUAGCUGGUCCUUAUUUAACUUGUGUAGCUGGUAGAGAGCCCACGAUGCUGAUGCGAGCUGUCCACGAUGGUCCCAAUGGAAAUCACUCCGGAGGGCGGACUCUGGCUUUCAAAAUCAAACGGCAAGGUUACUUCUGGCCUACCAUGGUCACGGACUGCGAAAAAUAUUCUCGGACUUGUGAGAAGUGUCAGAAGCACGCCCCGUCAAUUCAUCAACCUACCGAGCUCCUGUCUUCAGUGUCCGCACCUUACCCAUUUAUGAGGUGGUCGAUGGAUAUCAUCGGUCCUUUACAUCGGGGACCAGGAGGAGUUCAGUACGUGCUCGCUCUUACUGACUAUUUCUCCAAGUGGGUGGAAGCAGCAGCCUACGCGAAAGUAACAAGCGACGAAGUGGAACAGUUCGUGCUAAAAAAUAUAAUCUAUCGCUACGGGGUCCCUCACGAAAUCGUCACGGACAAUGGUCCGCAGUUCAUCUCCUCGAAGUUCGAAGAGUUCUGCGCGAAGUGGAAGAUUCGACUCAGUAAGUCAACUCCGCGUUACCCGCAAGGUAAUGGGCAGGCCGAGGCGAUGAAUAAGGUUAUUCUUGCUAAUUUGAAAAAACGGCUCGACUCUCGCAAAGGGCGCUGGCCAGACGAGCUGCAGGGUGUUCUUUGGGCAAUCCGAACAACACCUCGCCGGGCCACUAGUGAAACACCUUUCUCCCUGGUCUACGGAGUUGAUGCCGUAGUCCCAGUUGACAUAGAGGUCCCCGGAGUCCGUACCUCACUGAACCCACUCCGAGCUGAGGAAAAUGAGGAGUUCCUACAGGAUACUCUCGAUACAAUCAACGAGCGUCGGGACCAGGCGUUAGCUCGGAUCCAGAAUUACCAGAACGCGGUAGCUCGAUACUAUAACUCCAAAGUCCGAGGCAGGCCCUUGGCAGUGGGCGACCUUGUCCUCCGGAAAGUCUAUGAAAAUACCGAGGAGCUCAAUGCAGGAAAACUGGGAAUUAAUUGGGAAGGACCAUACAGAAUUACUCGCGAAGUCCGAAAUGGAGUUUAUCAGCUCGAGGAUCCAGAGGGAAAACCAGUCCCGAGGUCUUGGAAUUCUCUACACCUUAAACUUUUUUACAGCUAA
This is a messenger RNA of Camelina sativa (false flax), 3219 nucleotides long. The record is from RefSeq and is a predicted model, not a curated record. Lineage: Eukaryota; Viridiplantae; Streptophyta; Magnoliopsida; Brassicales; Brassicaceae.